CCCCCAAACCCUCCAGGAUUUAAAGGUUUAUGUUCUUAGCCUGGGUGAGCUAUUUUUACGCAUCCUCACCAGACUGGGCCUUAUUUCUCCCAGUUUUUCACCAGAGAAAGGAAAUGUAAUUAUUUUUUUUUUUUUAAUUCCUGAGAAGACUUAUCAGCCGGAGCAGAGUUUCCUGCCUGGAGCUGGAAGGCUCCGUCCGGAAAUGGCACCCAUGCCUUGCCAGGAGGGGGAUGAACGGAUGCGGGAGGAGGCUAAAAAUACCCCCCAGCUCCUUGUUUCCCUCUUCCCACCCUGGAAAAAUCCAAUUAAAACCUCUGAGCUCUUAGGGAAAAGUGUGAGAUUAUUGAAAGCUCCCGAAAUCCUUCCUUUUCCCCCCAAACUGAGGGUUUGGGAUGAGGGGGCAGCAUCAUUUUUCCCCCUGCAUCCCGAUGUGAGGCAUCCCUGGGGCGCUGGCAGGGCAGGGCCAGCCGGGGUCACGAUCGAUGCUGGAUGGAUGCAGGGAUGGAGCUGCUGGCAUGCAGGCCCUGCUGAUGUUCCCCUGGGAAAAACAAACCAGCCCCAGCACAAACUCACCCUGGCCUGGGCUGAUUAAUUUUCUGGCCGAGCCUUAAGGGCAAAGCUGGGGAGUGAUCUUCCCCCAGGAGCUGAGCAUCCCUCUCUGGUCUGUGGUACCACCCUUACCCCAUCAACCCCUCCAGCAGGGCUUGGGGGAUGCUGGGAUGCAGGAGACACAGUGACAGGGAUUGGGGUGGGAUAUUUGGGGUCAAAUGAGAGGAAGCCACUCAUGGAUUAUCCCAGUUUAGUGCUGGCAGCAAAAAUGGGAUGCUGGGAAAGGCUUGUGGGGCGCACAUGGGGGAGCCCUACAAAUAAAUCCCAUGGGAUCUGGUGCAGCAUCACGGGAGGCUGGGAGUAGCCCAGUACUGAGCUAAGGGGGUGUCUGCCUGCUGGAGGGGGCUGUAUCCUGGGGAGGGUGACUUGUGCCUUAGGAAUUGCUGAGCUGAGCGUGGGGCGGAAGCUGGGGUGGGAGGGAGCAGCAAUGUCCCGCAUCCUCCAGAGCAGGCGGAAAGCCCUUCCUGUGGCAGGGAAGGAGGCAGAAUGUUCUCUUGGCUCAGCUUCCUGGUGAUAACCUGGGAUUGUUGUUUUUGUCUUGGGAAUGGGGGUUUUUCUCACAGUGAGGUUUUGUGGAGAAGUAGCCCCUGGGGUUGAGUCAUUUCCCCAUUUCUUCCCUCUCCCAUGGGCAGGUGUCUCCUUGGCCGUGCUGGAGGUGCACGUGGGGACGAGCCUGGUGCUCUCUGUGGAGGGGCAGCAGGCAGUGCUGCCUGUCUGGUACAGCAGCCGCUCCCAGCAAGAGCCCUACAUCACCUGGAUGCUGAACAAGAAACCUGCUCCCUUCCAGAUCCUGUCAGUCAUGAGCGGGGUGGUGAAGGUGGAGGAGACAGAUCUGAAGUCCCGCGUGGGGUUCCUGCACCCCAUCGAGACCCGCAACAUCUCGCUGCUCAUCAACGCCACCCGCGAGCAGGACUCGGGUCAGUACAUGUGCACGGUCAACGUGGUGGACGACACCAUCAGGAACGUCGGCCUCAUCAACCUCACCGUGCUGGUGCCACCGGCCACCCCCACGUGCCAGCUGCACGGCAACGCCGUCGUGGGGGCCAACGUCACCUUGAGCUGCUCCUCCAGGAAGGGGAAGCCCUCGCCCAUGUACCAGUGGCAGCGCGAGCCGCCCACCCUGCAGGUCUUCUUUCCCCCUGCCCAGGACCGGGCCAAGGGCACCCUCAAGCUGACCAACCUCUCCCUGGAAAUGUCGGGGGUCUACGUCUGCAGGGCUGAAAACCAAGCAGGUUCUGAGAACUGCAGCAUUGUCCUGGAGGUACAAUCAACGAGCACCAAAGCAGUCAUCGCCGGCGCCGUGCUGGGCUCCCUGGGUGCCCUUGCCACCAUCAUCUUCUUUGCCCAGAAGUUUGUUGGCUACAGGAGGAAAAAACGUGACAGCCAGGAGGAGGGAGCCAAUGAGAUCAAGGAGGACGCCGUGGCCCCCAAAACCCCAUCGUGGCCGAGGAGGCCGGCCUCAGACACCCUGUCCAAAACCAGCACGCUGUCCUCCAUCGCGGGCACGCGGCAAGGCUACGGAG
Molecule: messenger RNA, 2132 nt
Organism: Zonotrichia albicollis (white-throated sparrow)
Lineage: Eukaryota; Metazoa; Chordata; Aves; Passeriformes; Passerellidae
Source: RefSeq, a predicted model, not a curated record